Molecule: messenger RNA, 270 nt
Organism: Enterobius vermicularis (human pinworm)
Lineage: Eukaryota; Metazoa; Nematoda; Chromadorea; Rhabditida; Oxyuridae
Source: the annotation of a GenBank genome assembly
AUGGUCAGAGCAGUAAAAUAUAUACGACGACGAGUUGGUGAUCGAAAUUUACAUUUAUUUUUGCUUAAUAUGACUUUUGCUGAUCUUAUUCUAACAGGUUGGGCAUAUCCAAAUGAAUGGAUGCUGUACUUCUUGGAUCGGGGUUCAGUACCAAAUCCAUACAAAUAUUCGAUGCAUGUUGUGGCAUGGAUAGCUCUUUCCGUAUCAGCAUUGAGUCUUGUUUUACUGAACGUCGACAAGCUUAUCUACUUUCUUUAUCGGCUUCAGUAA